UCUCGCGAUCAACUAAGCUGAGAUCAAAAGCCUUACCACUUAACUACUGAAAAAUAGUUAGGUCUUGGUUCUAGGUUAAUAAUAUAGCUAUCCAGAAAGUAUCACAGAACUCAAAAGCCCUAAGUCCCUUCCCGCGCCUUUCUCUCUUCAAUCUCCCCUCAACGCCGUUUCUCUGGCAACGAAAUGGUUUCGCAGUGGGGAAUCAAGUUCGCCGUUUACCUCAUCACCAACCACUUCGGCAAAAUCGUCGCUAAAGUUUGCGAAAAUCUGCUUAACCAUGGAGCUCUCACUUUGGACCUGGCUAUUCGAUACACGGAACUUUCCUCGGAGCAUGUUAAGAACUCAUUGCUUGUAUUGAUUCAACAUAAUUGUGUCCAGGCUUUUGUUGCAGAAGGUGGUGAUGAUGAUGGGUCGAGAGUUAAGACAGAAUACAUGGUGUUGUUUGAUAACAUACUCCAUCGACUGAGAUUUCCGAAAUUCAUGGAGAUAGUGUCGGGGGAUCUUGAUGACAAAUGUGCAAAAAUUUUUGAGGGUUUGCUCCGCGAUGGUAGACUUAACAUGAAACAAAUGGUUGACAGAGAAAGUCAAGGAAAAGAAAAUGCAGCGGCUGCAGCUGCUGUACGAGAGAGCCUUCUUAAACUUCUGAUGGCUCGAUAUGUUGAGCGCUGCCCACUCCCUGAGGCUAGGGUAGUUGAAAGAGAAAUUAUUACUAAGAAGCGUGGUGCUAAGGGGGCCCAGAAUUUCAAAGCACCAGAAACAAAAGAACAACGUGUUAUAGAAGCUGCAGUGCGUGGGGAUAUGAUUAGAUUUUCACUCAAUGCAGAUAUAGGUUGUAAUAGUGAUGGAGAAACAAAUCCAGCUGAUACAAGCGUUGCAGAAACUGAUGCAAAAGAGGACUUAAUUCUUUGGCGUGCAAAUUUUGAGGAGUUCACGCGUCAUCUCAGGGACAAGGCACUGGUUGAGAAUGUAAGAGCACGGAUGGACGAUGGAGCUGCUAUUGUCCUAAGUGCAAUAUUGAAGGCAACAAGAAAUAAAGAUAAAGAAGUGAAAAUAGAAAAAUCAGUUCCCUUACCGCCGGAUACAAUUUUCUCAGAGGUGAUUAAGACUGAAAAUGGCAGAACUAUGACCAUCGAUCGUGUUAAAGCUGCUCUUGUUCAGUUGGGCUGCUCAAAUCAGAUGUUAUAUGAAUAUGUUGUUGAUUUAAAGCACAUUAUUCGAUGGGCUCGAAAUGAAGAGGUUGAGUCAAUUGUGCUAAAAAGGUAUGGAAGGGAUGCCUACCGAAUGUUCAGGCAUCUAUCAAAGGAAAAUCAGUUUUGCCCGACAGAUAAGCUUGCAGAUGCUACUCUUGUAGAGAAAAAGGAAGCUCCAAAGUUACUGUAUAAAUUAUGGAAGGAAAACUACUUGCAUAUGGAGAAAUUAUCUGUCACCGGAGGAAAUACUAAGCCAGUGUCGAUUUUAAUGUGGAAAGUUAAUCAGCCUCUGCUUUGGGAACAUGUUCUGGAUGAGAUGUACCACGGUGCCUUAAAUUUGAAACUAAGAAUGGCUUCCGAGCAAGAAAAGGAAGAAGAGAUUAUAAAUACUCCUAAGGCCAAGAUUAAUGAGUCUGUGCCACUGCUGAAGAAAUACAAACGGCUACAAAAUGUUUUAUUACUCUUGGGAUCAUCACUGAUGAAACUUGACGAUGCUAUUAUGCUUUUCCAUGACUUCUGAAGAUAUAGAGGGAUAGCAAAUUUUGAUAAUUUAGAAUAGAUUAAUACUCCCAAUACAAUUGGAGCAUUCCCAUGAAUUUAAUUUCUUUUGAAAUAAUUGAUUGGUAUUGAACUGAGUAGCAGAUAUUUAAUUUCUUUUGAAUGUAUUGGGUAAUUUUGUUGCUAAAAGUUAAUAAAAUAGCUAGCUAACUAGUUUUAAUUGUUUUUCAA
Lathyrus oleraceus (garden pea) is the source of this 1919-nucleotide messenger RNA. RefSeq lists its product as uncharacterized. NCBI's taxonomy places the organism in Eukaryota, Viridiplantae, Streptophyta, Magnoliopsida, Fabales, Fabaceae. The coding region runs from base 184 to 1710 and encodes 508 amino acids. Gene Ontology annotation, cellular component: RNA polymerase III complex. The record is from RefSeq and is a predicted model, not a curated record. The transcript is spliced from 14 exons. Gene Ontology annotation, molecular function: single-stranded DNA binding. Gene Ontology annotation, biological process: DNA-templated transcription.